AUGACGGAUGAAACCAAGACCGCUACCGAAGCCCCUUGUGUGGUAUGUAAAGUCACUGUACGCACUCCACCCUUUUGGCCAGAAGAACCCGCAUUAUGGUUCUCGCAAAUGGAAGCCCAGUUCGCUAUCGCCGGCAUAUCAAGUGACACAACCAAAUUUAACCACGUCAUUGGCCAGUUGGAGCAUAAGUACGCCGUAGAGGUAAAAGAUAUUAUUAGCAACCCACCAGCCGACAAUAAAUAUGAAAAAAUAAAAUCGCAGCUCAUAUCGAGGAUCUCCGUGUCUAAAGAACAAAAGUUCCUGCAGUUGAUGAAACACGAAGAGCUAGGUGACAGAAAGCCGUCACGAUUCCUACGACACUUACGCGCGUUGGCAGGUGAGGGCAUUCCGGAAGAUUUCCUGAAAACCGUGUGGAUAAGCCGUUUACCCGGCAGCCUGCAGGCGCUUAUUACGUCCCAAGCCAAAGCUACGUUAGAAGAGUUAGCUGAAUCUGCGGACAAGGUACACGACGUCGCUCCCCAGGCUCUGCAGGUCCAUGCAUUGGGCACUACCGCUCAUGGCACGGAGAUAUCCGAAAUUGCAAGGCAAAUGACUGAACUUACAAGGGAAGUUGCUGCCUUAAAGGCUGGAAAUCAACCGCACACAUCAAGAUCCGGUUUCCGUGGCGGUCGAGCGCCGUUUAGUUCAAUAAUACACACAUACGGCUCGAUACAAUUACAACUGGACCUGGGGCUCCGUCGGAUUUACAACUGGAAUUUUGUGGUCGCCGACGUAUCCAAGCCGAUUAUUGGCGUUGAUUUUCUGUCGUUCUACAGUAUAGUAGUCGAUUGCAGAAACCAGCGGUUGAUAGAUAACUCAACAACAUUGAGCAUCACGGCCCCACCUCAGCCGUCAGCAAAAUCUAUCGCAUCAGUGAAAGUAAUGUCAGGGGAGUCGAACUACCAUAACAUUUUGUGUCAGUAUCCUGAUAUUACACGCCCAGCCGGCAUGCAUAACACUCCCAAGCACAAUACCAUACAUCAUAUUCGCACUACACCUGGACCGCCAGUUACAAGCAGGCCACGACGCCUUCCACCGGAUCGCCUAAAAAUAGCUCAAAAAGAAUUUGAAGCCAUGCUCGAAAUUGGCACAGCUUGCAGAUCCGAGAGCUCAUGGUCGUCUCCAUUACACCUCGUUCCUAAAAAGGAUGCCGGCUGGCGCCCAUGUGGUGACUAUAGAGCCCUUAAUGCACGUACUAUUCCAGACAAGUACCCAAUACGACAUAUUCAGGAUUUUACACAGCAACUGACAGGAAGCAAAGUAUUUUCUAAAGUUGACCUCGUCAAAGCGUACAAUCAGAUUCCUGUAAAUCCUGAUGAUAUUCCAAAGACUGCAAUCAUAACCCCCUUCGGGCUGUUCCAUUUUCCGUACAUGACGUUUGGCCUCCGAAAUGCUGCACAAACGUUCCAGCGAUUUAUGGAUGAAGUGCUCCGAGGUUUAGAUUUUUGCUACGGAUAUUUGGAUGAUAUCUUAAUCUUCUCCUCCAACACAGAAGAGCACGAAAAACACCUUCACACGCUAUUCCAGCGUCUGCAAGAUUACGGUGUUCUCAUUAACGUAGCAAAAUGUGAAUUUGGAAUGGCGGAAAUUACUUUUCUUGGACAUAAAGUUUCAACCCAAGGGAUCCAACCCCUCGACACCAAAGUACAAGCGAUGUUGGAUUAUCCCGCACCUAAAAACGUCCGAGAACUCCGCAGAUUUCUUGGCAUGUUUAAUUUUUAUCGAAGAUUCGUGCCAGGCGCUUCAGAACUGCAAGCACCCUUAAAUAUUGUGCUGGCUGGUCCAAAGAAGAAACCUACGCAGGACAUUGAGAUGACGCAGGAAAUGAUGAAAGCGUUCGAGGCAUGCAAAAAAGGACUUUCGCGAGCUGCUACCCUAGCUCAUCCUCGAACAGACGUUGAGUUGGCUAUCCACACUGACGCCUCAUAUACCUCUAUUGGCGCUGUACUACACCAACGAGUAACACCUGGAGCUUGGGAACCACUAGCAUUCUUUUCUCGUCGUCUGAAACCGUCGCAAAAGAAAUAUAGCCCAUAUGAUAGAGAACUGCUGGCCAUAUAUGACGCUAUCAGGCAUUUCCGUCACAUGGUUGAAGCCAAGCCAUUCACUAUUUACACGGACCACAAACCCCUUACUUAUGCUUUCUCCUCAACAAGAGACAAAUGCUCUCCUAGGCAGUUCCGCUACUUGGAUUUUAUUUCCCAAUUCAGCACAGACAUACAAUAUGUGGCAGGGAAACUAAAUGUAGUGGCAGACUGCCUGUCCAGAGUUGAAGAAAUUGGUGGAUAUACGAUCGACUACAAAGCGCUGGCAAAUUCUCAAGACGGAGAUAGAGAAUUGCAUCAACUACUACAACACGCAUACCCAAGACCAUAUAUAACGGAAACUUUCCGGCGAAAAGUAUUCGACGCAGUACACAGGCUGAGCCCAGCGUUAAAGGAACCAUCCGCCUGGUACUGCCUCACGGUCAUCGAUCGCUUUACGCGUUGGCCUGAAGCAUAUCCAUUGGCGGACAUCACCGCAGAGACCUGCGCACUAGCCUUUAUAUCAGGCUGGGUCGCCCGCUUUGGCUGUCCUGCAAAAAUCACCACGGACAGAGGCAGACAGUUUGAAUGCGAGCUUUUCCGAAGUUUGGCGACAAUCCUUGGAUCUGAGCAUCGACCAACAACUUCUUAUCAUCCGGCUUGCAAUGGGAUGGUCGAACGCCUCCAUCGACAGUUAAAAGCAGCCAUAAUGUGCCAUACCAACACGCACUGGGUAGAAGCUUUGCCUUUGGUACUCCUCGGAAUCCGCAGUGCUUGGAAAGAAGACAUCCAGUCUUCGGCGGCGGAGCUCGUAUAUGGCGAGCCAUUGCGCCUACCUGGUGACUUCUUCAAACCUUCAGAAACUACUGCAGUCGACUACUGCAAUUUUGUGGAAAGGCUACGCAACCAUAUAGCUAAAAUCAUCCCAGUUCCUGGCACUCGUCACUCUCAGAGGCCGUUCUAUAUCCCAAAGGUCCUCAGCUCUGCAGAUUAUGUUUUCCUACGACAUGGACCUGUCAAAGGAUCACUAGAAUCCCCGUACACUGGCCCAUAUAAAGUUUUGCAGAGAGGAAGCAAAACAUUUAAAAUAGAGAGAGCAGGGAAAGCAGACACUGUCAGUAUCGACAGGCUCAAGCCAGCGUAUAUGUCCAAAGACGAUUGGGGAAAUCUAAGUCACAGCAGCGCUACUCCUGACACGCCAUUAACUCCGCAAGUGCCUGCAUCUGCUACCAAUAAUCUACCGCUAGAGCAGGAACAAACUGCAGAAAAAAGAACUCGUAGCGGCCGAACCGUACACUUUCCGUCCCAUCUUUUUGACUAUCGACCGUAG
Cydia fagiglandana is the source of this 3393-nucleotide messenger RNA. RefSeq lists its product as uncharacterized. The transcript is spliced from 4 exons. Bases 1 to 3393 code for a protein of 1130 amino acids. The record is from RefSeq and is a predicted model, not a curated record. Gene Ontology annotation, molecular function: nucleic acid binding. NCBI's taxonomy places the organism in Eukaryota, Metazoa, Arthropoda, Insecta, Lepidoptera, Tortricidae. Gene Ontology annotation, biological process: DNA integration.